Chara braunii is the source of this 12430-nucleotide messenger RNA. NCBI's taxonomy places the organism in Eukaryota, Viridiplantae, Streptophyta, Charophyceae, Charales, Characeae. The record is from the annotation of a GenBank genome assembly.
CCAGGCCAACUGGCCAAUGAGCCCAUUGCCGACUACAAAAAGCGCGUCCAUGCUCAGCUCGCUGCAAUCGAGGCUGAGGAACAAUGCCAGCUGGCAGUCAAGGCUGCCCAGCUACAGGCUGAUGAAGCGGCAACAGCAAAGAAGCUGCGGACAGGCCGAAGCAGACGCAGGUGCCCAGGCUCGCCGCAAGGAAGCCCAGGCUCUACUGCAGCGGCAUGAAGCCAACAACAUCGAGAAACUCAAGUACUGGCACUUUGAACCGAACGGCGACGAGCCAACACCAGAAGAACAUCAUAAGGAGUUCAUGGCCAAGCUCGUGAGCAGGUUGGUUUACACAUGUAACCACCUACACUCCGAGCUGGCAAACCUCCAGCGGGCCGUGCGGAAUCACAAGACUCAGCACGAGGAUGCCACACGGGCACUGGACGCCCGUGUACUGGGCCUGGAACAGGCUGUGCCUGGACCAGAUGCUGGAGCUUCCAGCAGUGCAUCCUCUAGCCGCCAACUGGAGGAAUGCGUUGACCACAUAGUGGCAAUGCUAGGAGACAUAAGUGCCUUCACAAAGCCGGCCACCAUCAGCCAGCGGUUCGAGUUGCUGGACACUAAGAUCAGUCAGCAACAGCAGACUGACCACAGCCACAACAACAGCUCGGCGAGGCCAUACAAGAUGCCGACGUUCCGGAUCGAGAAAUUUGAUGACUACACACAUCAAGACCCGGUCGUCUGGUGGCAAGGAUUUACAACGGAGUUGGGGAUUCACGAAUUCAACACCAAGGGAGGUUGUCAGAUCUGUCUCAGCCACAUGGCAACCAUCCACGGCGUCCAGGUUUCAGACCUGUACAAGGUCUCCUGGGAGGACAUGACAAAGGAAUGGAAGAAGCGGUUCAUUGUCGACGACGCCCCGACACUCGCCGUCAACCGCAUCUUCACGAUGGCUCAAGGGAGCACACCAACACGUGACUGGCUCACGGAUUGGCAGAAAAUCGUGGCAACGCCCGAUUUGGACUUGUCAUUUCCGCAUCUGCGGCGUGAGGCGACUCCACCUUCUACUCCGCCAGAUUCGAUCGCCUUGCUACCGGCCUCCUGCACGUCUAAGGAGAACGCGAAUGUCGCAAGUCCUCGGUACACUUACGAGGACUAUGCUGUCCACUUGGUUCCACCGCUGGACCAACCGCUCCACGUGCAACAAUCCAUCGCAUGCACGGUUUCAUCACCAUCGGCAACUGAUUCGGCAACGUCGCCGCAAUCUAUCGCUGGGGAUUCGACAUCAUGGUCAAGACUUGAAGAGCUCGACCCAUUGACGUUCAUGGACUUCCAGUGGAUGCCCGUUCCCUCGACCGGACGAUUGCCGAAACCGCAUUGCAACGUGCYCAUGGCACAAUUGCGGGAUUACUUGCACACUGCAGUACCAGCUCCGUUGAUGGACGCCGGAGCAGAGGUUGUCGACCUUCACGCUUACAUCGCGAAGAUCAGCCACGAGUUCAAGACGCAAUGGUACGACGACAUCGACGCACCAUUGCUAUACGUACGCAUUCAGAUUGGAGAGGCGACCUGCAGUGCCUUGAUCGAUUGCGGAGCAUCUCGCAACUACAUCAACCAGGAUUUCAUGGUGCGCGCCGGCCUUGGCCCACGCGUCCAGAGGAAGCCCCAGCCUACGCAAGUCACGUUGGCGGACGGUCACACGCACAAGUCAAUCGACCGGUGCAUUGACAACGUCCCAGUGUACUUUGCCCCUCACGCAAGUGAGGCGGUGUUCUUUGACAUUCUGGACACCAAAUUUGACAUGAUCUUGGGCAUGUCAUGGCUGCGAAGCGAGGAUCACCCGGUGAACUUCUUCCACCGCACCGUUCACAUUCGUGAUCAGAACGGGGUACUAGUUCCAUGCACGGUGCCUCUUCCUCAUCCUUCGAUCAGCUGCCACGUGGUAUCCGCCGCAACCAUGCGAGCUUCCAUCAUCAGAGACGACAUCGAGGAGAUGGGGGUGUGUUUUCUCCAUGCCCUCCUGCCCCAUGACGCUUCAUCGACGAACUCACCUUCGGAUCCACACAUCACCGAACUUCUCGACGCCUACAGCGACGUGUUUGAAGGCCCGCACGGAGUAGUACCGGAUCGACCCAUCCGCCACGAGAUCAUCCUCGAGGACGGGGCCGUACCUCCGCACGGUUGCAUCUACCGAAUGAGCGAGGAAGAGUUAAGUGUGCUUCGGGCACAACUCGACGACCUUUUGGAGAAAGGUUGGAUUCGGCCUAGCUCAUCGCCAUACGGUGCUCCUGUUCUCUUCGUCCGGAAGAAGAACAAGGACAUGCGGUUGUGCAUCGAUUAUCGCAAGCUCAACGCACAGACGAUCAGGAAUGUCGGCCCUCUCCCACGCAUCGAUGACCUUCUCGAGCGAUUGGGUGGCGCCCAGUUCUUCUCUAAGCUGGAUCUCAAGUCAGGGUACCACCAACUCGAGAUUCGCAAGGAGGAUCGCUACAAGACCGCGUUCAAGACACGGUAUGGGCAUUUCGAAUGGCUGGUCAUGUCGUUUGGCCUUACGAAUGCCCCAACCACUUUCCAAGCGGCUAUGACAACGGAGUUCCGACACAUGCUGGAUCGGUUUGUACUYAUCUACCUCGACGACAUCUUGGUGUAUAGUCGGAGUUUGGACGAGCAUGUGGAACACCUGCGCACCGUUUUGGAGCGGCUACGACAAGCCAAGUACAAAGCAAACCGCGACAAGUGCGAGUUCGCACAGCAGGAGCUGGAGUACUUGGGACACUAUGUGACGCCGCAAGGCAUCCGUCCACUUGCGGACAAGAUCGAGGCCCUACAAGUAUGGCCCGAGCCCACCAACACCACGGACGUUCGUUCAUUCAUGGGGUUGGCGGGCUACUAUCAACGAUUCAUCGCCGGAUACUCCAGGAUUGCUGCACCUAUGACGAGGUUACAGUCGCCAAAGUUGCCAUUCGUAUUCGAUGACGACGCACGUCGGUUAUUCCAAGCACUUAAGACGGCUAUGCUCAUGGCACCCAUCCUUAGCAUCUAUGACCCCACCCUACCGACGCGAGUGACUACGGACGCUUCUGGCUAUGGCAUUGGGGCAGUCUUGGAACAGCACGACGGCGACGAGUGGCACCCUGUGGAGUAUUUCAGCCACAAAGUGCCUCCCAUCAACUCGCUUGAUGAUGCAAGGGAGAAGGAGCUGCUCGCAUUCGUGAUGGCUCUCAAGCGCUGGCGGCACUUCCUCCUUGGGCGUCGUAGAUUCACAUGGGUCACAGACAACAAUCCAUUGACCUACUAUAAGACGCAGGACACGGUGAGCAGCACGAUCGGACGAUGGAUGUACUUAAUCGACCAAUUUGACUUCACACCGAAGCAUGUCCCCGGCCUCUCCAAUCGCGCAGCAGAUGCACUCUCGGGAAGACCUGAUCUUUGCGCUAUGACACAUCAUGCCUUCGCAUUCGACGAGGAGCUUCAGCGACACUUCAUCUGGGCAUAUCAGUCUGAUCCGGACUUCGGCACGCUCUAUGCACAACUAUCUUCGGAUCACCCGUCGGCCAGCCAUUACCGCAUUGCCGACGGGUACUUGCUCCUCCACUCGAGAGGCAAGGACUUACUAUGUGUCCCACGCGACCGUCGUCUUCGGACUCGCUCCUCGGCGAGUAUCAUGAUUCACGACUCGCCGGCCAUUUCGGAGUCAACCGCACUAUUGCACGACUUCGACAGCGAUUCCAAUGGCCCGACCUCAUUACCGAUGUCACUCGGUAUUGCGACUCUUGCGAAGUUUGCCGACUCAGCAAGCCCCACAACCGCAAUCCCUACGGCGAGUUACACCCGAUGCCUAUCCCACGGGAACCCGGUCUCUCCAUUGCCAUGGACGUCACCGACCUAUGGAUAUGGAGGAUCGUCAUCGGUGAUCAAAGCUCUUGCAGGCAUCAAGGUGGCCGCUCCCAAGGAGGAGGAGGCCCGUCCUCGCAGGGAGCCAGUCAAAGUCAAACUCCCUGAUUCCUACAGUGGGAAAAGGGAAGAGAACUUUGACAAUUGGGAGGCCAAUGUUAAGACCUAUGUGCAUUUGCAACAGGUCUCCCCGGAUCAGCAGGUCUUAAUUGCGAUCCAUGCACCUAGAGACGAGGCCGCCAGUUUCGCGAGAUCCCUUGUUAGUGCUGCCAACUGUAGUGACGAUCCAGUUGCGUACUCCUCGUUUACGUCCCUCAUUGAAUUCUUGAAGUUGCUGCGUGAGCGAUUCGCUGAUGUUGCCCAUAGUGUCAAAGCCUCAGAUAGGCUUCAGACAAUACACUCGCGCCAAUGGAAGAGUGCAAGGGCACUAAAGGGCACAAUGGAUGAGUUGGUGGCUGUUUCGGACCACAAGGUCACGGAAACCCAGUUGGUCAACCUUUUCUACCAGGCUAUGCCCAAAACGCUGCGUGGUCACUUCUUUGACAAGAGUCAGGACCCUGCUAUGACUUAUGAUAUACUUAGCAGGGAAGUGGUCGCGUUCGAGGCGAAGUCUGCGUCGAUUUCCACCUUCUGGCACAAAGAUUUAGACAAGUGCAAAAAGUGGAAGGGUCGCACUAUCUCAGGGCAAGUCAAAACCAAGGAUAGCCUUGUGCUCACUUUAGAUGAGGGUAGUGUGGACGAUAUCCCCUACGACCAGAUUGAGUGGGGGUUCGAGGAGUGUGGGCCAGGGGAGGACUUACGCUGCUGUCGCGGCUGGAGGGAGGCCGCAAGGAGGACGAGGCCAAGGCCAAGGGGGUCGGGCCUCAGGGAGUCGGUUCUAGGGCGAUCAGGGGGUUGGCGGCAGAGGAGGGAACCGCCAAGUGGCAGCUGCCCCGAGACUGCUUGUGUUAGAGUUUCGCUAGACACCUCCCUCAUAGGCGUGGCGGAAGAGUUGAAGGAGAGAAGGCCCGUCUGGGCCAAGAUGAAGAAGGAGAAUAAAGGGCAGCUGAUUUUAUUAGAUGCAGAAAUUUUUAGAAGUAGAGUAGGGGCCCUAGUAGACUUAGGGGCCACCUGCAGCUAUAUUAGUAAGCAAGCGCUGCAGAAGUUGAGGCUGGGACUUAAGGUCCAGAAACUGACAGACCCCAUAGUUAGUAUCCUCGCGGACAAUCGUACCAUGGUUGUAGAGGAUUACGUAGAGGGAGUUCAGGCGUAUUUUCGCCUAGAGAAAGAUGGGAAGGUGGAGAAGGUCCUCCACUCCCUGACUCUCCUCGUAGAGGACAGCCUCCCGUUUGAUAUUGUGUUGGGAAUGGAUUGGGGAGAGGCAGCCGGGGCAAUGCUCCAUCUGAAGGAGCACGAGUGUAGACUCCCUAGUUCUGCAGGCGAGGCUAAGACUGGCCGCCUGUUUCAUGUGUCAGGAGUAGAGAAUUCCUUGGCACAUUGCUGCCUUAGUUCCCCUGUGUUCGCUAGAUUGGUGAAGAAGGAGAAAUUAGAGGAACAGGUCUUUGUUGCCUAUGUUAGGCCCGUCACUGAGCCUACGGAAGAGAAGUCGGUGGACCGUGCGAUUGCCAAGCUGCUGGAGGAGUUUAAGGAUUUGACUGAGCCGCCGACAAAUACGGUGCCGCGGCCCAUCCAGCACCGUAUCGAGAUAGAGCCUGGCAGUAGAACUCCUAAGGGUGUUGUGUAUAGGAUGUYCCCGCGGGAGUUAGAGGAGCUUCGCAAGCAAUUAGACGAGCUCCUCGAGAAGGGUUGGAUUAGGCCCAGUUCGUCUCCUUUCGGAGCGCCUGUUCUCUUUGUUCCUAAGAAAGAGGGAGAGYUGAGAAUGUGCAUAGACKAUAGGGGUCUGAAUGCUAUUACAGUAAAGAAUGCYKWGCCACURCCUAGGAUMGAYGAUCUCUUAGAUCGAGUGCAGGGGGCUAAGUAUUUCUCUAAGAUAGACUURAAGUCCGRAUAUCAUCAGRUAGAGGUACACCCUGAUGAUCAGUAUAAGACAGCCUUUCGGACUAGGUACGGGCAUUAUGAGUUUAUAGUGAUGCCCUUUGGACUAACCAAUGCGCCAGCAACUUUUCAGCGGUGUAUGAAUUAUUUGUUUAGGCCGUGGUUAGACAUAUUCGUUGUAGUUUAUCUAGAUGACAUUCUAGUGUUUAGCCGGACCCUCGAAGAGCAUCAGGGUCAUCUCAGGCAAGUCUUGGAGAAGCUGAGAGAAGCUAACUUCAAGAUCAAUGCRAAGAAGUGCGAUUGGGCGAAGACCCAAGUUUUGUAUUUAGGCCACGUCUUAGACGGAGACUGUGUUAAACCAGAAGAUAGCAAGAUCGCAGCGAUUAGAGAUUGGCCCACGCCACGUACGCCGACAAAGUUGCGCUCGUUCCUGGGCUUAGCGAAUUACUACAGGAAGUUCGUGAGGAACUUCUCCACCAUCGCUGCGCCCCUUCGCAGAUUGCUGAGAAAAGAGACAAGCUGGAAGUGGGACAAGGACUGCACGUCUGCCAUGAAGAAGCUAAAGCAGGCGUUGAUAGAGUAUCCGGUCCUUAAGGUCGUCGAUCCGUCCUUGCCUUUUGUCGUUACUACGGAUGCUAGCCAGUACGGCAUAGGCGCAGUGUUACAGCAAGACGAUGGCAAUGGCUUUAGACCCGGUGAUCCAGAGUGCGAACAACAUACUGAGACAAAUGGACAGACCGAGCAGAUGAACAAGCUGCUGCAGCAAGUGCUGUGCAUGUACAUCCGAUCAGAUCAGAUUGACUGGGAUGAACAUCUACCGAAGGUUGCAGGUGCCGAUAAUAACUCUGUGCAUCUAGCUACGUCUAGAACACCUACUGAACUGCAUCUUGGAUGGUGCCCUCGUAGACCCAUCGACUGUCUGAACCCUGAUCAAGUGCAGAGACUUCCGCCAGGGACUAGGGAAUUUGCUAUUCAGUAUCAGAAAGACCUAGAAAAGGUUAAAGAGAACAUUAACAAGGCACAACAUCAGAUGAUAGAACAGGCAAAUAAGCACCACAGGCCUUCACAAUUCACUGUGGGAGAUUUGGUCUGGGUGAAGUCAAAAGAGUUUCUCCCUGAGGACAGUGAGGAGAACAUUUCCCAGAGAUUGUUGCCUGCUUAUAGAGGGCCGUGGCAGAUUCUUGAUGUGAUUGGUGAUGUGGAUGGUCCUUCCUACGUUGUUGAGAUUCCUCCACAUUUGCACACUUAUCCGGUGUUUCAUGCAUCAAAGUUGCUUCCUUGCGUUAGUAAUGAGCUGUUCCCAACUCGCAGAUCUAUGAUUCCCCCGGAUAUGGAUGGAAAAUAUGAUGUAGAUUGGAUUGUUGGGGAAGACGUUUACAGAUCUGGGUGCAGGGGUAGACCACAGCGGCAGGAUAAGUGCCACGUCAGCAACAGUGCCACGUCAGCAACAGUGCCACGUCAGCAACAGUGCCACGUCAGCAGUGCUACGUCAGCAACAGUGCCACGUCAGCAACAGUGCCACGUCAGCAACAGUGCCGCGUCAGCAACAGUGCCACGUCAGCAGUGCCACGUCAGCAACAUGACGGGCCCGACUCUGGGCAUGCCAGGCCAAUUGGCCAACGAGUCUAUUACCGACUACAAACAGCGGUUCCAGACUCAGCUAGCACUGAUCGAGGCCGAGGAACAGCGCCAGCUGGCCGCCGAGGCUGCCCGCCUACAGGCUGAAGCAGCGGCAACAGCUGAGAAGCAGCGGCUUCAGGCCGAAGCAGAUGCAGAUACCCAGGCACGCCGCAAGGAAGCCCAGGAUCUGCUGCAGCGGCAUGAAGCCACCAGCAUCGAAAAGCUCAAGUAUUGGCACUUUGAACCAUCUGAAGAGCACGACAACGCGACACCGGAAGAGCAGCACAGGGAAUUCAUGGCCAAACUCGUGACUCGGUUGGUUUACACUUGUAACCACCUGCAGUCCGAGCUGGUGAACAUGCAGCGGGCCAUGCGGAACCACAAGGCUCAACAAGAGGAUGCAGCACGGGCACUUGACUCCCGUGUACAGGACUUGGAGCAAACUGCACCGAGAUCGGAGGCUGGCGAGUCCAGCAGUGCACCCUCUGCCCGCCAACUGGAGGAACGCGUCGAUCACGUAGUGGCAAUGCUAGUUGACACUGUUUUCAGACGUCUUGGAGAGGUAUCUGAUGAGUUCCAGGGGGCUCUGUCAAAGGCAACAACUGGAAUCAGGAGACGGUUCCGAGAUCCAGGGGUUGGAGGGGAGCAUUCUGCGGGACGCUUGGCUGGGGUGUCACGUCCUCGGCAUGAUGAAAAAGGCCGUGCAGUGGGCAUUGCUCAUUACUCGACGACAGGGAACUUGCUCGAGGGACAGGUGAUUAUCCACAGGAGCAAGACGUUAUGCCUGGAUGGAAGUAAUGGGGAGGAGGCUGUAAUACAAGGUCAUGGAGGUGGGGUUGAGGGAAAUGUUGAGCCACUCACAGGUUUGGAAAUACCGGGCAAGGCAGCAUUGGUGCUUGAAGAUGACGAUAAUCAUACAGAGAGGUAUGAGUGUCAGAUGGAUGGAGAAGGUGUAGGAGAAUCUGAGGCGUAUCCACCAAAAGAAACAAGAGCAACGGAAUCAGUAUUUUCACAACAUGAAGCAGAGGCAGAGGGAUCAAUGUUUUCAUCAGAAGAUGAAGAUUCUAUUCCGCCAGAGUGGAAUGUGUCCAAGUUGAGCGUUCCUCUGCUGAAUCUUGUCGAUGAGAUCUUUGAGCUCCAUCAGCAUGGCUGGAUCAGGCGUCAGGUCUUUUGGAUAGCGAGGCACGUUCUUGAGCUGGCGAUGGGAGAUGCCAUUGAUGACUUCAUCCUUGCAAAAAUUCAAUUGCUUCGGCGGGAAGAUGUGAUCGCUGCUGCAAUAAAGUGGAUUCACAAGAUGCUUUGGCCAGAUGGUAUCUUCUUUUCGGAUCACCCAGACAACAGACCUUCUCCGUACCCAGCAAUUGUUCCAAACCCAGCUUAUGUGCCUCUGUCAGGCAGAAGCUCACCUCGACGGCUGGAGAGGAAUGGUCCACAGGUGAAGAAACCUGAUGGCGAAGGAAAAGGAGCUGCACGCAAGCAAGGGAAGUCUUCACAGCCAACAUUUCAGGAAAAGCUUGAAGCAGCGAGGAAAGCCGUGCUUGUCAAAGAACUUUUCGUCGGUCGGCCACCUACAUCACUAUCCAGUUUGAUUGGCAGCAAGCAAUACAAGAAGUGUGCAUUGGAUGCCUACCAUUUCUUACAGUCGCCAGUUUGUGUUCGGCAGUACGCUUAUGGUCUUUUGGAGAUUGUACUUCUGGCUGUCUUCCCUGAAUUACAUGCACUCAUUCAGGAUGUUCGCAGCGGUAUUGCUUGAGGGAUGAUAUAGCAUCGCUAUUGCUUGAGAGAUGGUACCGCAACGGUGUUGGUCGAGAGGUGAUACAGCAUGUUUUUGGUGGUCACGUUUGAGCAGCUGACAGUGGGAUUUGUUUGUUGAAGGCCAAAGAGAAUUGAGAAGCAAUAAAAAAAUAGACCUUUGGCAAGAGAAGAGGCAGUCUUGGGCAGGUUGGUGGUUACUUUUCGUCGCUCUUCAAGUGGCCUCUUUUGACCCCCCCCCUCCUCCUCCUCAUUCCCUGACUUUCCUUCACUGCUUUUUAUCCUCCAAGUAGUUUAGGUUCUGCUUUUAGUGAUGGUAGGAGGGGUCCCAGAAUGCAUGAGGUGCAGGUCCUGAUGUAUGGGGCUAGAAUACACUGAGAAUUGCAAUGUGGAGUGUUGGCCGUAAGGGUAUUGCUUUUUCCUUUCUCAAGAAUGACAACCCUUAUUCUUGCAUGCUUCAUCCAUGUGUUGGUUUCCCUGGCAGCUCUCCUAUUUUGUGUCCACUAAGUUUUAUUUGUCUGCCAACAACUUCCGAUGUCCUUUUCUAACAGAUGGUAACUGUAUGAUUUUUCUUCUCUGUUUUUCAAUCAUUAAAAUCCCUACUUGUCGCUGGAUGAAUUCGUUGCUUCAUCUUCUGAUCUUCAAGUCAGAUUCCCAGCUCUUGCUUUGCUCCUCCUCUGUGGUCGAUACGUUGCAGCGUAGGUGACCCCUUGUUGAUUAGCACUUUUGCACUUGGCCGAUGGACAAGAGAGCUAACAGUUUGUCUCAUGAAAUCUCUACCUGUCGCUGCAUAAAUUCGUUGUUUGAUCCUCUGAUCUUCAAGUCAGAUUCCCAACUCUUGCUUUGCUCCUCCUCUGUGUUCAUGUCAUGAAAUGGAAGGCACAAAAUCAAUCAAGUCUCUUGGGUUAGGCACAAAGCGCAUGGAAAAGUAUACCGUAGAAGGAUACACCCGAGACUCGUUCUCUGCCGAGCCCCUAUCAAGGAGCUUCCAUACGUUGCAGCGUAGGUGACCCUUUGUUGAUGAACGCGUUUCACUUGGCCGAUGGACAGGUUUGAUAGCUAACAGGUCUUUCUGUCAAAUCUUCAACGGCCUUCUCCGGAUGGCAAACGCUCCCACCUUUUAUGGGAAGCAGAUCGUGUGAGUACCUAUUUUGGCCCUUACAAAUUUCUCUUCCUCCUCUGCAUGCAUAUAAUAAUAGAAUGGUAAAUUGUUAAUAAUGCUAUAACAAGAGUACGUUGUCACUGAUAUUCGGUUGACGAGGUCGUUUAGCCAGCACGACUCCUGUUUCGGGGGGACGUCAUUCCCCACCUGUGUUGGUGCAGAUAGUGAUUGCUUAUAUGUCUCCUGAGAUGUUGUACUAGUGUAGAGUUGAGCAAACUCUGUAGUUAUUUGUGGCUUGCUUUAAGCGGUCUUGCUGUUAGAAACUUAGCAUGACAUGAACUUUUCCACCUCCUGACUCUUGUUCUCAGGCUUUGUUAAUACGUCUCGACUCUCGAUUCUUCAAAUGUUAUUCAGUAAGUAAUCAAUCAGGAACUGUGGACCUAUGGUUAUCUUAUCUUCUUGCUGUACAUAGGCAUACGCAUUGUUGUGGUAUAUCUCUUGAAUACAUGUCCGCAUUCAUCGCUUACGUAGAGCUUGGGCAAAGGAGAGAAAGGGAUGGUUGGAUGGUUUGUGUCACCCACCGCUCCUCCCCGUCUAUGCCCCGUUCAUUUAAGAUUUUCUUUUUUCUCCUUCCACCACCUUUGAUCACGCGUAUUGAAGCGAUUAUCGACUAUUUUAUUUGUUGAAGAACAGGGAAAUGUUUCGUUAAUCCACAGAUCCACGACUGUGUGCACUCGCCACAUUUUAUUCUCAGCACUGUGAAUGCCCAUGCAAUACCACUUUUUGGGGAAGCGAUGUGGUGCCCUCUGCUCCUCCUCCUGUCUCACACAGUCGAUUCCCACCCAUCUCUAUUAUUUUUUGUGAUGUUUUGGUAGUAAAGGCGUCUACUAGAAGGUUCUGCCUUCAGAAGUUUGCAGUGGUGAGUCAGUCGUGUAUGCAACUCAGCACAGCGCGCAUCAAGGUGCUCUCAGCAAUGUGAUGGUCAUUGGUGUUGCUGAACUUCGGUUUCGGCAAAAGGAAGCUCAAUGUCAUCACACAUUAUAGUAGUCUCAAGUUGCUGUCAAAGAUCAUUCUGAGUUCGGUCGUCCUUCUAGCUAACUCCAUCUGGCACCUUGAAGGCCGAACAGGUAGAUACCGAUGGGUAGUUUUGUCAUACGCGCCCAAGGAUGCUCUGAUUGGAAAGGGCAUGCGCGAAGACUUGGCAGCCCUCAUGAACUCAAAACGAAGUCUCUCUGGUCACACAGCUUGGCAGGUAUGCAUGCUCAGACAGGUACGCCACGGGCCUUCCGGUGUGAUGGUGGGUCAUUGAACACAGGUCGGUCACCCUAUCUGUCUCAACUUGACUGUGGGGAAAGUGGUCAACAUUUUUGUUUGUUUUUUUGAGACAUCAUGGUGCUUGGUUUCCCCUCCCCUUUCUUGCUUCCAGGUCUAGUUUCUUCCAUCUGAAUUCUAGUCUUUGAAUUAGCACGUCCCUGUAAGGCGGAGUAGCCAUGUGGUUGAAGCAAGCACCAGGAGUAUGAAUCCAUCAUGGCGGUUGGUCUACCCCCGCUCUCUAUGUUUCGGUUUGAUAAGAUUGUGAUGUGUGGAGCUUCUUUUUUAUAUUGCAUUCCAAUACCCAACACUGUUAUCCGAACUUCUUCACGUUUAUGAAUUGUGAUGCGGCUAAGGAUUAUGGAUGGUGCUCUAGUCUAGGGAAGUAGAGCCAUCGUUAAUUGUGGGCUUGGUGGGCCAUGGAUGGUGCUAAGAUGAGAAUUGGUAGUCUGCGGAGGUUCAGAGGAGAAGGCAGUGGCAAUCACAGUUGUUCUGAAAAGGGCAUGUAUUUAUCCUGGGCAAUGUCAGCAUGGGGGGUGGUGUGGCUUAAUGCCACUACUGUGUUUGUCUUGUCUUGUUUGCUACUGAGUUGGUAUGUCUACUUUGUGGGAACCCAGGGUACCUACAGCAACGGGAGAACACUUGACUGAGUUCUGAACUUUUGUCCCUUCAGAUUUCGCUUUGUGAUGCAAUGUUUGCCAGGAUUAUGUGCAGUAUAGCAGAUGUUUUGGCGAAACUUGCCGAAACUCUGAAAAUUUAAAAAUGUAAGUUAACAGUUAACUAGCAUUUACUUUA